This is a messenger RNA of Penicillium nucicola, 1290 nucleotides long. RefSeq names its product E3 ubiquitin-protein ligase RNF103. The transcript has 2 exons. The coding region runs from base 1 to 1290 and encodes 429 amino acids. Lineage: Eukaryota; Fungi; Ascomycota; Eurotiomycetes; Eurotiales; Aspergillaceae. The record is from RefSeq and is a predicted model, not a curated record.
AUGUCUACGACAACGGCUUCAGUUAGCGCAGCCACUACUACUGCUGCAAAUAGCGGCCAGGGAGCAGGUUCGAACAAUGCUACAAGCUCGCCUUUACUGUUCUUUGUCGCUCUCGGCUUCGGCGUCGUCUUCACAAACCUAUGGAUUAUCGUUGGCGUCAAGUACUGCUUUCGAUACAACCAACGAAACCGUCAGCUACGCAGCGAAGAAACUGGAGAACCUAUAGAUCUAGCCGCAAUGCCACGGGCUCAUCGGAGGAGGAGAGAGAAAAAGCUGAUGACAAUGGAUGAGGUGAACGAACGAUUUCCACUGGUCAAAUACAAAGUGUGGCGGUCAUCUCGCGCAAACCAAGGUCUUCCCACUGAAGGAGGCAUAACUGCUCUCAGCGGCAAGCCUCCCAGCCUAAAAGACAGCGAGGAGGUUGUGACAAAAACGGUGGAUAUUUCCGCGCCCGCAUUAUCGCAAUCCAAAGUCCAUGAAUGUUCUGAAUCUCACGCGUCACAAACUAUCUCCCAAGAUAUGUCUCUUGGUCACCCAGCCCAGUCGUCGGACGAGAAGAUACACACGGUGCCGAAAACUUCUUCAAUUGAUCAGGCCACUGGUACAACUGAGGAGGAGCGUACCUUAUCUAACGACGGCGUUCACAUGGACAUUGAAGACGAAGAUGAUGGCGAUCCGAUCCAGAAAGCCGUUCCUACUGACCUUUUACCCAACCCUGGCGAUUCCUGUGCCAUUUGCCUGGAUAUCAUUGAGGAUGAUGACGAUAUCCGGGGACUGACGUGCGGGCAUGCUUUCCAUGCCUCAUGCGUUGACCCCUGGUUGACGAGUAGAAGAGCUUGUUGUCCCCUGUGCAAAGCCGAUUACUAUGUUCCUAAGCCCCGUGCGCAGACAGAGACACAGUCCGGCACUGAUCGGCACGGACAUUUUAUCUCCUCCAUCCGCGCCGACGCAAUUCUCAGACCGCCUCGGGCUGCCCGUAAUCGAAGUCGGGAAACUGGGUUCCGGGUACAUAUGAUCUUGCCGGGUCGAAUGUUUCAAACAACCUCGCAUGAACGAGAGAGAUCACCGCGCGGAGAAGUACGCCCGCAGCGGAGCCGGGAUGAGCUCGGGGAAUCAGAACGGCCAAAUCAGUCUUCCUGGCCACGAUUUGUCCCAGCUCGUCUGCGGCAGUUUUCCUCCCGCUUCUCUUCUAGAGAGCCUCAACUGCCACCUAACAUUGCACCCUCAUCUCCGGAGACUAUCACUGCGGAUCGACGUACACCUGCCCAGCUGGAAGCUGGCACGACCUGA